UGGGCUGGCUUGCUGAGAAGCUGCCCACCCUGCGUACAGUGCCUACAGACCUCAUGCUGUGCGUGCCUCACCUGUACACCUGCCUGGAGGACCGCAGCGGAGACGUGCGCAAAAAAGCUCAGGAUGCACUUCCCUCUUUCAUGAUGCACCUGGGCUAUGAGAAGAUGAUCAAGGCUGCUGGCAAACUGAAGCCGGCGUCAAAGGACCAGGUGGUUGGCAUGCUGGAGAAGGCCAGGGCCGUGAUGCCAGCCAAGCCUGCAGUUCCUGUCAAAGCUGCAGCUUCCAAACCCGCCUCCAGUGCCCCUGCUGCCAAACCAGCCUCAGCUCCAGCCAGGAACCAAAGUCCCAGUGAAGAUUUUAGUGAACCAGAACCCAAACCAGACACUAAGAAAGCUAAACCAGCAGGUCCUGCGGCUAAAAAGGGUGUUGUGGGUAAGAAACCUCCAGUUAAGGCUGGUGCAAAGGAUGAGGAGGACAAAUCUGGUCCCAUCUUCAUCCAUGUUCCCAACGGCAAAGAGCAGAGGAUCAAGGAAGAGAAGACAUUAAAGAUUCUCAAGUGGAACUUCACGACUCCUCGUGACGAGUACGUGGAGCAGCUGAAGGCUCAAAUGUCGACAUGUCUGGCAAAGUGGCUCCAAGACGAACUUUUCCACUUUGACUUUCAACGCCACGUAAAAGCUAUUGGAGCCAUGAUUGAGCACAUGGAGCCAGAGUGCGAGGCUGUGAUUAGCUGUCUAGACCUGAUAUUGAAGUGGUUUACUUUGCGGUUCUUUGACACAAACACCAGUGUGCUGAUGAAAGCCCUGGAGUUCCUCAAGCUGCUCUUCACCAUGCUGAGCAGGAAGAACUACCAGCUCAAUGACUAUGAGGCCUCAUCUUUCAUCCCCUACCUGAUCCUCAAGGUUGGAGAGUCGAAAGAUGUGGUGCGUAAAGAUGUCAGAGCUAUUCUGACAAUGUUGUGUAAAGUCUACGCGGCCAGUAAAGUCUUCCCCUUCCUUAUGGAGGGGACCAAAUCAAAGAACUCCAAGCAGAGAUCUGAAUGUCUUGAUGAGCUCGGCUGCCUGAUUGAGAACUUCGGUAUGAAUGUGUGCCAGCCGACUCCAGCCAAAGCUCUUAAAGAAAUCGCCGUUCACAUUGGAGACCGUGACACUACGGUCCGCAACGCUGCGCUCAAUACAGUCGUGGCCGCCUACAAUGCUUGUGGAGACCAAGUCUUCAAACUCAUUGGCAAACUGUCCGAGAAAGAAAUGAGCAUGCUGGAAGAGAGAAUCAAACGUUCGGCCAAGAAGACGCCUGCAGCCUCAGCCAAACAGGAGAGACCACAGAGAGAACAUCCUGCAAAUCCCAAUGCAACCUUCCUGCGCAAGCCUGCUCAAGAGGAAGUGCCCAACAAGCUCAAAAUAAUGUAUCGCACUUACAGGAUUCAAGCUCGGGCACAGAAUGCUCACUUGGAGCAGUCAGCUCCGUCCAUCCCAAAAGAGUUUCAGCUGGAUCUGGAUGUGUUCGAGAACAACCACACAUGUGCCAGAGAAAUCCCUGACCUGGUGCAGCAUAAACUGGAUGAAGUUCUGGAGCCGGUCAUGAUUCCGGAGCGCAAGAUUCGUUCAGUCUCUCCUCAUUUUGAUGACAUUCACAACAGCACUGCCUCCACCAUCAACUUCGUCAUCUCCCAGGUGGCCAGUGGAGACAUUAACACCAGUAUCCAGGCCUUGGCACAGAUCGAUGAGGUCUUGAGGCAGGCGGACAAAGCGGAAGCCAUGUCUGGACACAUCGACCAGUUCCUCAUCGCCACCUUCAUGCAGCUGCGGCUCAUUUACAACACGCACAUGGCCGACGAUCGGCUCGACAAGAAGGACAUCUUCAAACUCUACAGCUGUAUCAUAGGAAACAUGCUUUCUCUGUUCUCGAUGGAGAGUCUGGCGCGGGAGGCCUCCAUGGGCGUCCUGAAGGACCUGAUGCACGGUCUCAUCACGCUGAUGUUGGAUUCUAGAGUGGAGGACAUCGAGGAUGGACAGCAGCUCAUUCGCUCCGUCAACCUGCUCGUGGUUCGAGUUCUAGAGAAAUCCGACCAGACCAACAUCCUAAGUGCUUUGCUGGUGCUGCUGCAGGACAGUCUUAUCAGCACCGCCGGCUCCCCCAUGUUCUCUGAACUUGUCAUGAAGUGUCUAUGGAGAAUGAUCCGUUUCCUGCCGCAGACCAUCAACAGUAUUAAUCUGGACCGCAUCCUGCUGGAUGUCCACAACUUCAUGAAGGUUUUCCCUAAAGAGAAGCUCAAACAGCUGAAGAGUGACGUUCCCCAUCGGACGCUGAAGACACUGCUGCACACGCUCUGCAGGCUCACUGGCGCCAAGAUAUUAGAUCACAUGUCCAUGAUUGAGAACCGCAACGAGUCGGAACUGGAGGCUCACCUAAGGCGGGUGGUCAAGCAUUCGGCAAACCUCUCUGGACUCAAGUCCGACAAGUGCUCAGAGAAGGGCGCCCUCAGAUCGGAUGACAAAGUGAUCAUGGCCAAAGUGAGCGACAUCCUGUCUGAGAUCUUCAAAAAGAUUGGCUCCAAAGAGAACACUAAAGAGGGUCUGACGGAGCUGUAUGAAUACAAGCAGAAGUACUCUGACGCAGACCUCGAGCCCUUCUUGAGGAACACGUCCCAGUUCUUCCAGAGUUACGUGGAGCGAGGACUCCGCAUGAUUGAGUCAGAGCGUGAAGGAAAAGGCCGAAUCCAGACCUCCACAGGUGAGUUGCACCGACUUUUAUGUAAGCCGGAGGAAGACCGACCUCCUCUCAGCUCCCUGAGACCGUCGGUGGCCUCCUCCACAGACAUGCUCCACAGCAAACUGUCCCAGCUGAAGGAGUCCCGCGAGCACUUCCAGCAGGAGCAGUCCCACUCCCACAGCCCCACCCGCUCCUCCUCCCCCGCCUCCAACCUCGAUGACCUCAAAAAGAGGCUGGAGAGGAUAAAGAGCAACCGUCAGUAG
Sinocyclocheilus grahami is the source of this 2975-nucleotide messenger RNA. Its product is annotated as cytoskeleton-associated protein 5-like. The coding region runs from base 54 to 2975 and encodes 973 amino acids. Gene Ontology annotation, biological process: establishment or maintenance of microtubule cytoskeleton polarity; microtubule polymerization; spindle organization. The record is from RefSeq and is a predicted model, not a curated record. The transcript is spliced from 20 exons. NCBI's taxonomy places the organism in Eukaryota, Metazoa, Chordata, Actinopteri, Cypriniformes, Cyprinidae. Gene Ontology annotation, molecular function: microtubule plus-end binding; microtubule plus end polymerase activity.